This is a messenger RNA of Meloidogyne enterolobii, 792 nucleotides long. The record is from the annotation of a GenBank genome assembly. NCBI's taxonomy places the organism in Eukaryota, Metazoa, Nematoda, Chromadorea, Rhabditida, Meloidogynidae.
UUAGGAUUUUGAAUAGGUAAAAAAUAGGAAAAAAUAAUUUUUUUUGUUUGCCUAAAAUUGUCGCCCUAAAACUGUUUGCCCUAAAAUUCGAUGCGAGGAGUUUCUUUUUUUUCUUAAAUAUUUUUUUGACUAAUUUUUUAAUUUUUCUCGUAAAAUUUGAAUAAUAUUUUUAUUUUUUACAGACCAACUUAUUUAUACAAGUCUCUAUUAAUUUUAUUAAAAUGGCCAUUGAACCAGAUAUUCUAUCAAAAUUGCCUUUUUGGAAAAAAUUGAGAAGACAAAUAUUGUUAAAAGUAGUCCACGACAAUUUUUUUGAGUAUGACGAGUGUUUUGUGCCCACUAAUAUUGUCCAUUCUGCUCAAAAAAAGAAUAUUGCGGAUAUUCGUGAAGAUGAUCGUGAAACUGUCCUUUUUGACCAUUUUUUGAUCAACUGCAGACGAGUAUAUUCAUUUUUUAAAUUUAAUUUGUGGGUUUUCUUGGGAAGAAUUUAAUUUUAAAUUGUCAUUGGGUGAUUGUUGCCUGCUACUGGUCAAGGUUCUCAAAGAAUCUCGAUCUUUAUAUUUAUUCUGUCAAAUCAAAAUUUUCUUGGGAUUGAUUGAAAAAAUAUUUUCAUGUUCUUCCUUGUGAAGACCGUUAAUUUAAUUGCUUGUUGCUUUUUGGUUUGAUACCCAGCUGGUAUUUUUUGGGGGUAGUACUUUCUUUAAGAUCGAGAUUGAUUUUGAUCCUCUUGUGAUUUUUAUUGGAUCCAAGUUAAUAUCAAGGUAUUUUUUAGAGUCCCUUGAUUUUUACUUG